Chenopodium quinoa (quinoa) is the source of this 2143-nucleotide messenger RNA. RefSeq names its product squamosa promoter-binding-like protein 6. Bases 409 to 1638 code for a protein of 409 amino acids. Gene Ontology annotation, molecular function: DNA binding. NCBI's taxonomy places the organism in Eukaryota, Viridiplantae, Streptophyta, Magnoliopsida, Caryophyllales, Amaranthaceae. The record is from RefSeq and is a predicted model, not a curated record. The transcript is spliced from 5 exons. Gene Ontology annotation, cellular component: nucleus.
AUUAAAUCAAGAUUUUAUCUCAUGUGUUGGAUACCACCAUGCAACAUUUUACUUUUUAUUAUUUUUUUCGACAUAAAAUACUCUGUGUCAUUUAAGAAUUAAAAUUAAUUGAGAUUUGAUAUCAUGUGUUGGGUACCAUCACACCACGGUUUGGUUACUGUCCACAAUUAUUUUUUGUUUGCACUGUUAAUUUAUAAGUUGAUUCUAAGUGAUAUAUGUGAGAAUGACGGACAUGAAAGAUCCUUGAGACAUGCUUCCCCAAUGAGAUUUUCUCAGAAAUCUGCCUCCACUUUCCUUCACUACCUUUUACUUUCUUUAUUUUAAAGAAUAAAAUCCUCCCUUUUUCUCUUACGCUCUGUAUUUCACUCCAUCUUCUUCCUUGCUUCACUAUAACUCCGGUCAAUUGUGAUGGAUUCUUGGAAACAUAUGGGAUGUGAAUUUAAACCCAUGUUUAAUGGUGAAACUUACCCAUUAAUUUCUAAUACUCAAGCACUUGAGAGAAUGGAUUUAAUGGAUUUGGGGUUUGCUGAUGAUAUUAGGAAAUCAUAUUCAAUUUCUAGUGAACCAAGUGGGGAGGUUUUUAGUGAUGAAAUUGGUACAGAUUAUCCCCAAUUUGGUGAAGAAUCUAAUCAUCAACAAGAUUUUCCACUUGUUGAUUUGAAGUUGGGUAGGUUGGAAGAUGGUGGAAUUGAUAAAGAUAGUGAAUUUUCAAAGUUUAAUGCAGCUGAAUCAUCUGUUAGGCUGUCUUCUCCGGCAAAGAAAGCUCGGUCUUCGAUGUCGAGUAAUCGAUCUUCCAAUUGUCAAGUUCUUGGUUGUAACAAGGAUCUUAGCUCUUUCAAGAGCUACUAUAAGCGGCAUAAGGUCUGUGAUGUUCAUACAAAGACUCCUAAAGUUAUUGUUGAUGGGAUUGAGAAAAGAUUUUGUCAGCAAUGUAGCAGGUUUCAUCUAUUGGCUGAAUUUGACGACACCAAACGUAGUUGUCGUAGGCGUCUUUCUGCUCAUAAUAAACGUCGAAGGAAGCCUCAGCUUGCUUCUGAACCAGAAGUGAUGCCUAGUGUUUAUCUUGGUCCGAGUAAGUAUGAAGAGGGGAUUGAUAAUUCCAUCAAGAGCUCAAAUUUCCUUCUUCAAAUGGGAUGUGUAGGAGAGAAAAUAAAUAAGUUUCCUGCAAAUGUUAAGGACGACAUUGCUGGCUUUGCAAAACCGACUAAUGAGACUUUAUCUAACAUUCAGCAAACUAGUCGUGCUCUCUCUCUUCUGUCAGCUCAAUCACAUAGUAUAUCAAGCCAAUUGCUGGAAACUGCAAGUGCGACACUGACCAACAGAGGCAACCAUGCAGAUUCAAAUCCCGGGCAUUCUCUUAACCAUUCAGCUGGCAUUUUUAAUAAAGUUUCAGCAAGUGGCCCUCAUGAACCUGGAAUCUAUUCAAUGGAAGAGGAUGGACCCACCAUGAUCAAUCCUAACAAUAGCAGCACUGUUGGUCUUCAUCUCCCAAAUGAUGGCAUUUCAAGGCCGGGUUUAAGAAACACUGAUUGUCACCAUCCCAAGGAACGUGGUAUCAUCCUUAACUUGCUUCAAUUGUCUUCGAAUCUUCAAAGAGUUGAGCAGCAAAAACACUCAACUGAAAAUGAAGCAGGAUAAACAAAGUUAAUCUGAAAAAAGUGGAUGUAGACCUUUUCUUGCUCUGAAGGGCAGUGCAUGCAUUAAGUCUUGCCGUCGAAUUAAAUUUUUUGCAAUGCCCGAACAUGGUACUUCCCGCCAGCAGUAAUCAAGCGAUGUAUGAUAUCCAAAGCAAUAGAAUUGGGCCGUGAAUAGUGAGUGGUACUCUGUACAAAGUCGAAAACUCAAAACUUGUUUUCCAGUUUACCUUACAGUACAGAAGCUACCUGCUGCAAUGAACCAAGACAGUACAGUGUUGUUGCUCCAUUCUGAAUAUGUUGCUGCUUUUUUAAUGGCAGAUGUUUUUGAUAAUGAAUUGUAAGUAUCUGAUUUCAUGUCACUCCCUAUGUAUGGCCUUAUGUAAUUAAAUUUAAAUUUUUUUUGAACUGUUCUUCAUUUACAAUGCCUCCUGAUUGAUUCUGAUCUUUGCUUUGGAAUUCCAAGGUGAAAGAAAGUUAUGGAUCAAUGGAUGAGUUUAUUAGUUUUU